AUGGACACCACGAGCAGACGGCCGCAGCUACCUGCGUUGAGUUAUUUGGAAGUCGGCAAUAUCAAGAAGGAUGAAGAGUUGUAUCAGAGUCGGAAUACCGCCACUCCAAACCACAAAAGCGUCCCUCUGGCCAGCCCGACGCACCAAUAUCCUACAGCCCCACCACCGCCCUAUACACAUCCAUCACAUCACCAUGGGAACACGUGGGCAAAGACUCCUGUUCACACACCACCAGAGCCACGUCGACUGAGUGGAGACGAUAACGAAGGUCUCAAACAAAACCUGCGCCAAUCUCUCCCAUCUAUAUCGGAAGCCCUUGGUUCUGGACCGCUGGACAAUCACGCAUCGCACCCUCCACCUACGUCUACAACUCAGGCACCGCCUCCCUCCUCCGCUACAUCAUUACCCACUCCUCAAUCCGGAGCACCGCGGUCGCCUUCUUCGGCAGCACGACGGCCGUAUGCCAUGGAACCGCCACCGCAGUCUCAGAACCACUCACAAUAUUCUUACUUCCGACAAGACUCCGCUGGCCCACAACAUUCAUCUGCAGAGGUGUCGCAUCCCUCUUAUGGACAACCUCAAGAGAAUCGACCACCACCGCCGCCAGCCCAAACGCCACAGCCACCGCGAGCAUCACAACCACCCUCACAUCCUCUUCAGCAGCCCGCCUCACCUCGAUUCGAGCCGCAGCAUUCUCACCCACCCGGGUCAAUGCCUCCACCGCCGUCGUCGACGUUUCAAUAUGGCUACCAGUCGUAUACACCGCGGUAUGCACAGCCGCCGUCUAAUGGCAACUCUGGCCCUGUCUUCCAGCCAUCCGCUCACUAUGCGGCACCAUCAACACCUCAACCCUCAUGGAAGUCGGAGCCGUCUCGAUAUCCUGAAGAACGGCCUGCUGAUCGAUACGGCGACUCCGUGAAACGACAUCUGGACAUGUACGACGUGGAAGCGUCGUUGAGUGAGAUCGGCCAAACGAGCAACCACAUGAUGGACUUCUCCCGCCGCUACGGCGACCGCAUGCACCAAAACGCCCGCGCCGGCCCCUCCCUCGCCACCCUCCCGAGCGUAGUCGAAGUCGAAGAUAUGAUCCAAAAAGCCCGCAUCCAACUCGACUCGCUCAGCAAAAUCCGCGAAGUCGUCCUCACCCAACAAGCCGCCUACGAGCAACAAAUGGCCGACCAACGCCAACGACACGAAUCCUUCACCGAAGCUCCCCCUCCACCUCCGUCCGCGGACCCGUACAUGGACGCCGAAGACGUGAAAGGCGGCUUCGCGGGCUCCGAGACGAAGAAGCGGCGAGGUCGCGCCGCACCGCCCGGCCGCUGCCAUAGCUGCAACCGCGCCGAGACGCCCGAAUGGCGACGCGGUCCCGAUGGCGCGCGGACGCUGUGUAAUGCCUGCGGACUGCAUUAUGCGAAAUUGACGCGGAAGCAGACGACGGCGGGGAAGAAUGGGAAUGUUGGGAGCUCGAAUCUGAGGCCUAAGGAGGCGUAG
Molecule: messenger RNA, 1494 nt
Organism: Saxophila tyrrhenica
Lineage: Eukaryota; Fungi; Ascomycota; Dothideomycetes; Mycosphaerellales; Extremaceae
Exons: 3
Coding region: 1-1494 (497 amino acids)
Biological process (GO): regulation of DNA-templated transcription
Molecular function (GO): sequence-specific DNA binding; zinc ion binding
Source: RefSeq, a predicted model, not a curated record